Molecule: messenger RNA, 9028 nt
Organism: Plodia interpunctella (Indianmeal moth)
Lineage: Eukaryota; Metazoa; Arthropoda; Insecta; Lepidoptera; Pyralidae
Gene: InR
Product: insulin receptor-like
Exons: 27
Coding region: 299-4675 (1458 amino acids)
Biological process (GO): multicellular organism development; positive regulation of kinase activity; cell surface receptor protein tyrosine kinase signaling pathway
Cellular component (GO): plasma membrane; signaling receptor complex
Molecular function (GO): transmembrane receptor protein tyrosine kinase activity; ATP binding; protein binding
Source: RefSeq, a predicted model, not a curated record
CUAUCCCGCCCGCCUCUCCGCUUCGCUCAAUUCAGUCGUACGCGCGCGUUUGUUGUUAUAACUCGUGAAUGUCGUGUCGCUCUCUAUCACAUGCUGUGUUUACAGUAGUGUUAUUGUUUUUAUUCUACAACUACAUUAACUAGUGAUAAGUGUUAGUGACAGUGUGAUAAAUCGUACGAAUCUGUGUCCCAGGAUUAGUUAUUGCGUACUAUUCAGUGUGGUUCUCAAGGAGCAGACAGCCACGGCAGGCCCCGAGCGCAGCUCGGGUCAUGCGGUCCGUAAGGCGCCUGCGUGCACCAUGACGCGGCGCGGCGCACGGCGCUCCUGGCCAGCGGUGGCCUGCGUCAGCGCAGCCCUACUGCUGGCCUUCGCUUGCGGACGCCUUGAUGCCGCCGAACCGCCACGGAUCGCGCCGGACGUAUGCUCUUCGAUGGACAUUAGGAAUUCCCCUGAGAACAUGAUCAACAAGCUCAGGGGGUGCCGGGUGAUCGAGGGCCAGCUCAGCAUCGUCCUCAUGGAGAAGGUUAACGCGACCAACUUCAAAAACGUUAGCUUCCCAGAGCUCAGGGAGGUCACUGACUACAUUUUGAUAUAUAGGGUUAAGGGCGUCCGUAACCUCGGUGACUUAUUUCCCAACCUUACCGUAGUUCGGGGUAUGCGACUGUACAAGGACUACGCUAUUGUUAUAUAUGACAACGAGCAUAUAGAGUCUUUGGGCCUACGCUCGCUGACGCGCAUCAUGCGCGGAGGGGUGCGGAUCCAACACAACGACCGGCUCUGCUACACGGACACAAUCGACUGGAGCAAGAUCGUCGCCAGGGACAUGGAGAACGUCAUCAUUAGGAGUAACUACGACCCGCGACUGUGUGGACUGUGCCCAGAUGCGCAGGAGCGCUCCGUGGACGUAGCGCUACCCUCCGCUGGCCAGUGUCCCACAGACUCUUCUGGCACGCUGCUAUGUUGGGAUGAGAAACAUUGUCAGAAAAUGUGCCCGACGGAUUGCGGAGAGAGCGGGUGUAUGAGCGACAAGUCUUGUUGCCAUCGCACGUGUCUCGGCGGCUGCAGUGGACCCACUUCUCGGGAUUGCUUCGCCUGCAAGAAUUACUCCUUUGGAUACGGAAAGGAGAGAAUGUGCGUUGAAUCCUGCCCUGUUGGGACUUACAAGUUGAACGCGCGCUGCGUGUCGGCGGGCGACUGCCGCGCGAUGCCGCUGGGCUCGACUGGCGACGUCCACGGUCGCCCCUCUUCCAUCGUGAAGGCCUACAAGAUCUACAAUGACUCUUGCAUCUUGGUCUGCCCCAGCGGCUUUAUGGAGGAAGGUGAUGAGAAGAACGCGCGUUGCGUGCCGUGCAAAGGCUCUGGCUGCCACCACAACUGCAGCGGCGCUAAGAUCGACUCCAUCGCCGCCGCCGAGCAGUUCCGCGGCUGCACGCACGUGCGCGGCAAGCUCGAGAUUUCUUUACGGGGCAGCGGUGGCAAUACGAUGACAGUGCUGGAGCAGUCGCUGGGUGAGAUUCGCGAGGUGGAGGGUUGUCUGCACGUGACGCGCUCCUUCAUGCUGAUCUCGCUGAUGUUCCUCAAGAACCUGCGCACCAUCACCGGCACGCCCCUACCUGAGUGCAAAGGGCAGACUUUAAACGUCUUCAACAACCCAAACCUGGAGCUCCUCUGGGACUUUCAGGCGCACGGGCCCCUCAAUAUCACGGGCGGGUCGCUCUUCAUCCAUCUGAACCCCAAACUCUGCUACGCGCGCAUCGUGCCCCUCAAGAACAUGACCAGCAAUCCCCCAUCCCAGUUCACGGAGAUCGAGGUCUCCGAAGACAACAACGGGAACCAAGGCUCAUGUGACCAAGUGCAGUUGCAUCUGAAAGUGCACCAGAAUGGUGUGCGGGUUAUUCUGACAUGGAACGCGUAUUGCCCGGGCGAUUCUCGAAAACUUCUGGGAUAUUCCGUGUAUUACAUCGAAGCUGAGAAAAAUGUUACACUCUACGAACAGAGAGACGCUUGUUCCGACACGUGGAAUGUCAUAGACAGAACGAAGGACGAGGUGCGGAGUGCGAACGCGACGGCGGAAGUGACGUCACCCACGGAACUGAUGCGGGACCCGUGUCCCGUGCAGCCGUCCUUCACGAUGCUGCCCGACCUCAAGCCUUUCACGCGCUACGCUGCCUACGUCAAGGCGUACACUACGCAGCAAGAUAGAAAGGGCGCGCAGAGUUCUAUUAUAUACUUCAAGACGCUGCCCGGACGUCCGUCACCCCCAACUAACUUGGUGGUGGACCAUUCGGGGCCGCACUCGGUGAGCAUCAGCUGGUCGCCGCCGGUGUUGCCCAACGGAAUAUUAGAGUUGUACCACGUGGAGAUCCAGGCCAACAGCUACAACAAGCCCAAGAUCCUCGGCUCCAAGAGCAACUACUGCACCAAUCCGAAUGCAUUGGCGAAUAAAAUAAAGGCGGAUCACGAGCUAUCGCCGGAGGUGCGCAAAGAGCAGCAGACCGGUGACGUCAGCCGCAACAGCACCUGCGCGUGUGACAGGGACGGCGGCAGACCCAGCGUCAAAUUCACUUCUAGAGCUGAAGAGGAGCGCACAGAGAACAUUCAGUUCGAGAACGAGCUGCAAAAUGGGGUGUAUAUAAAAACUCCGAAAAAACAAAAGACGACGAAGAGCAGACGACGGCGCUCAGUGGACAAAAGCGUGCAAAGCAUGUUGGUUAUCCUCAGCAAGAACACGAGUCCUACCCUCGGCCUCAAUUACUCCAACACCACGGACGGCGAAGUCAAAUGCAGUCGCGUGGAGCCUAACGUUUGCGUCAUAAAGGACAAUACUACAGGGUACGUGAAAUCCCUGUUCUACGAGCUGAACACACGCACCCUGUCGCUGAAGGUAUCUCACCUGCGUCACUGCACGUGGUACACGGUGAAUGUGUGGGCGUGCCGGCAGAAGGACAACAACGACACUGACUGGUGCUCCGAACGGGCCUACUUCACCUUCAGGACACUGGAAUUGGCGGGUGCGGAUAUGGUGACUAAUUUACAUGCGGAGAUCCUGCCUUCCAACAAAACAGUACCGGAAGUGAAUGUAACUUGGGAACCGCCUAAAAACCCCAACGGAUUCCUAGCGGCAUACAGAGUUCAGUACACGAAAGUUGAAGAGAACACACAGGGUGGUGAACUGGCCCUAAUGACGUGUGUAACCGCGGAUGACUACGAGAGCAACGGACAGGGCUACACGCUGCGGAACCUCGUGGCCGGGAACUACAGCCUCAAGGUCACUCCAAUCACCGUCAACGGCGCCGGCGUCGUCUCCGAGAUCUUCGUCUUCAUACCGGAACGACCAACGGGUCAAGGGCACGAAUGGAUAUGGGGGCUGGUGGGCGGGUGCUUCAUCAUGUUGCUGGUGGUGGCAGGCGGCAUCUGGUACGCGCGGCGUGGGCUGCUGCCGCCGGCCGAGGCCAACAAGCUGUUCGCGUCAGUCAACCCCGAGUACGUGUCCACGGUCUACGUGCCCGACGAGUGGGAGGUGCCCAGGGCCAACAUCGACCUAGUGCGGGAACUUGGACAAGGAUCUUUUGGCAUGGUGUAUGAAGGCAUAGCAAAGAACCUUGAAAAAGGCAAACCAGAAACUCGGUGCGCUGUGAAAACUGUCAAUGAACAUGCCACUGACAGGGAGCGCAUCGAGUUCCUAAACGAGGCGUCAGUGAUGAAGGCGUUCGACACCUACCACGUGGUGCGGCUGCUGGGCGUGGUGUCGCGCGGGCAGCCCACGCUCGUCAUCAUGGAGCUCAUGGAGCUGGGCGACCUCAAGACCUACCUGCGCAGCCACCGCCCCGACGCUGACUCCUCCAUCCCCAAGAAGGACGCCGGCAACCCGCCCACGCUGCAGAACAUUCUGCAAAUGGCUAUUGAGAUAGCCGACGGUAUGGCCUACCUAUCGGCCAAAAAAUUCGUGCACCGCGAUCUAGCGGCGCGCAACUGUAUGGUGGCCGGCGACCUCACUGUCAAAGUGGGCGACUUCGGCAUGACCAGAGACAUUUAUGAGACUGAUUAUUAUAGGAAGGGCACCAAAGGCCUGCUGCCCGUUAGAUGGAUGAGCCCCGAGAGCUUAAAAGACGGAGUAUUUUCCAGUAAUAGCGACGUUUGGAGUUAUGGUGUAGUUUUAUGGGAGAUGGUGACACUCGCUAUGUUGCCAUAUCAAGGCCUGUCGAAUGAGCAGGUGCUACGUUACGUAGUGGAGGGCGGGGUGAUGGAGCGGCCGGAGCACUGUCCGGACCGGCUGUACGAGCUGAUGCGAGCGUGCUGGGCACACCGCCCCGCCGCACGCCCAGCAUUUCUGCAGCUGGUGGCGGAUCUCGCGCCGCAAGCCAUGCCCUACUUCCGUCAGCGGUCCUUUUUCCACACGCCGCAGGGACAGGAGACCUACGCGCUGUUGCAGAGGACCCACAAUGAGGAAGAGGCCGACAUGGCCGAGGUGAACGUGGGCGCGGUGGCCACGGGGUCCGGCUCGAACCUGUUCGGGGUGUCGGGGCGGCUGGCGUCGUGGGUGCUGUCGUCGCUGCGCUCGCGCUCGCCCGAUGACGCGGCCGCCGAGCCGCUGCAGCCGCUGCAGCCGCUGCCCGCGCGCAAGCCGGGGCCCAACGGCGUGCUGCGCGACGCCGGGCCCGCGCCGCACUGCUAGCGGGGACCGGGCCCGCGUCGGACUGCUAGCGGGGACCGGGCCCGCGCCGGACUGCUAGCGGGGACCGGGCCCGCACCGGACUGCUAGCGGGGCCGGGCCCGCGCCGCACUGGUAGCGGGGUCCGGGCCCGCGCCGGACUGCUAGCGGGGACCGGGCCCGCACCGGACUGCUAGAGGGGUCCGGGCCCGCGCCGCACUGGUAGCGGGGUCCGGGCCCGCGCCGGACUGCUAGCGGGGUCCGGGCCCCCGCCGCACUGGUAGCGGGGACCGGGCCCGCGCCGCACUGGUAGCGGGGACCGGGCCCGCGCCGCACUGGUAGCGGGGACCGGGCCCGCGCCGCACUACUAGCGGGCCACCGGACACCGGGAGAAUCGGGGCGUUCCGCCAUAUCUAAUUUUCUCAAAUCGCUAUCGAGUCUCGAGUCGCUAUCCGAGCGCUCCCUCGAUCGAAUCUGUAUAUUUUGGAAAUUGAACCGAUAGCGAAUCCCUGAUGUAAACGCCCGAGUGACCACCUGGAUCCCGCCUGGUUCUAUCUACCUCAGGUCGACCGCCCGGAGGCGGCCGACUCUUCGAAUCUUAGUCAUAAGAGUAGCUAGUAAAUUGUCGCGAGCGUCCCGCGUCGUUUUAUUUAUUGCGUGUCGCGGCGAGCGUGGCGGCGCGGCGCUGGAAUCUGUACAAGUAAACUUGCCUAUUGUCGAAAAUUAUAUUGAGAUGAAAAAGUUAGGGAUGGAGCGGAAUUUUAUCAUUUCAUCAUUUUUAAAACAUGUAUGACAUGUGUAAGAAAACCAUUUAAAACUGUCUAUAACCAGACAAGUGGAAUGAAAAUAAUUUCCUAUCUUUUCGUCAACAAUUUCACGUAUAAACUUGGUUUGUCGCGUAACGAACGCAUGCGUUGUAAAACUCGACGUAUGUUUGUGAUUUUUUUUAAGGAGACCUAUGUAAUGUGAUUCUAGCGGCGUUGUCCGCCGCAGCCGCGGCGCGCCUCGACUCUAGGACGGGCCGUCGGCUUCGGACGACGCGCGUCCGUCCGUUCGUUUUCAUAUCAGGAAAUUAAUAUUUUUGCUGAAGCUAUAUUGAGAGUCGAUUCGUGUCGACGCGGAUCCUAUAUAGUUUACCUCAAUAUAUAUAGUUGUAUUGGUGUCAUUUUUGACAUAGCCUAUUAAUGUUAAGUUUCGGAUGUAAGUUGUAAAGUGUGUAAUAGGUAUGUUAUCGCAUGAGCUAGUUCGUGUACGAAUUGAUUUCUUCGCGUUCAUUGGCCGAAUGCUUCAUUGUUUCGAUCGAAAUCCUAACGAGUGUCAAAUUUGUCGAAGUUGUUAAUGUUGUUGUUACGAGCACUUUUUGUUGAGAGUGCAUUCCUGUCCACGAAUUUGCCACUCGUACUGUUCGAUGCAAUUUUAUGCAACUGUUAUAAUACUCAAUCUGUUCUAGAGCCCUUCUUCCUUGUUUAACUGUUAACUAAAUGUCUAUAUGUAUCUAAAUAAAAAUCAUUCUAAUAUCGGAUUUAACCACCAAAGACUAAAUAGUUUCAAUAGCAAAUAUAGUUGCAAAAAUUAUAUAAAUUGACAAUCGAAAAAGCAUUUUUGACUAUGUGCGACCUACCUACCUAUUAGUUAAAUAUGUAGUGUGCAACCAAAUUCAUAUGUUCAUUAACAAUGCAAUAGAGAUACCUGCCAUUAUUGUUAUGUAGUUGUAUUAACGACUAUUAUUAUUUUUUAAAUAUUUAUAUUUAAAUGUGCUCUAUAUGUAUAGUUCUAGCUGAUAGAGCCAGACAGAGAAACAGAGAAUCAUAUAAACUACAAUUAGACUUAUUAUAAUGUAACCAUGCCGACUAAAUGUAUGUUUAAUAACAUACUUAUUUAUCUCACAUUUGUAUAGCAUCUACAUUAUGUUAUAUUCAACAUAAUUUUAAAUUGGUUUGGUAUGGUAUUUGAAUGAUACAAGUUCAAGGACUGCAAUCAUAUAGAAUGGUGUUAUGCACCAUUCGCCUGCAUGGCGACCUUCCCAUGCACUGAAGUUGGCAGCUGAUAAACACCAUUCCCUCUAGUACAUUCAACUCAUUUUGAGUACUCCAUACGUUAGAGAAGAAGUUUUCAGAAUAUUUUUAUUUAAAGGCCCCACACAAGGUAUCACAUUUAAACUUCAAUUAGGUCCAAUUGAAGUUCAAAUGGUCUUGACCUCCCCGUAGCAGCACUUCAACCAUUUCUUAUAAUGUGAUGGCUGUGAUGGCAUCAGUGCAGAAAUGUUCACGCAUCUUGAGCUCUUCCCAAUGUACCCGCUUUGGAGACAUGAAUACCGACAUGUUUCAUUAGUCACCCCAAGCAUAAGCAAAGAAUCGAAUGUUUAUCAAAUGUGCUUGUAAUACUUUUAAAUCCAAUUUCACGAGCUCCCACUUGUAGGUAUUCAUUCUUAUCAAGAGUCACCGAUUAUUUGAAUUUAUUACCUCUAUUCUUACUUUUUCUUCUGUACUAAAACCAUUCAAAGUCAUUUCAAAAUCUCUUGGAAUAUAUCUGAGAAUGUUGUAAUCAAGAUGGAGGAAUUACCAUAUCUCCUUUUGAUUUUAUGUUGACUUCUUUCAGAAUCUUCCGUUGUAAAUGUUGUAAUUAGAAGAUGAGAUGUUCUCCUGGCGCCCAAUAGAACCCACUGAGAGAGCCGAUAGAUAGCACCUAGAUCAUUCUGACCAGACUCAGGCUUUCAGUAUGUUACGAUCCAUGGUUUGUAGUAUGAUUUCAUCAAAAGAUUUACAUAUUUAUUCAAAUCCGAUGUGUAAUAACUCUGAGCAAAACUUUUGAUGGAUCGUAUAAAAUGUAAUGUGCUCAUUGGAUAUUGGAGUGCGACGAACGAAAUUCUCUAUAGUAUAGUGACGGAGCCGGCAGCUGGCUAAGCUCUGCGCGCGCAUAUGGCAGCUACUCUAAUCUAGUUCUAACAUAAUGACAGUUUAUAAAUUCAAAAAAAUUUUCUAAUCGACCGUGGAGCUUAACUUGCGACUGGCUUAGACUACAUCUAUCAUGAUAAUAAACUAACUUAUUAUUCCAAAUAGGCAUGGACAUGGGGUAAAGUUUUAAACUGUUCUAUAUCCAGUUGUAACUCUUCUCUCUGUAGAUAAAUGUUAAAGUAAAUAUACAUAGCCAGCUAUAUUAUACAUAUGCAAUGUAUUUUAAAUUUAUGGAAUAUUUAUUUAUAUAAAUAUUCAACCAAAGGUUAUUAAGAUCCUGAUACAACAAUCCUGUGCAAUAGAGCCGUCGACUUACGCGAUUAUACUAUAAUGUUUAAGGGUGUAAACGAGUGCCUUCAGACAUCCAGCCUUCAGCGGAAUGCAGGAUUGUUGAUUGUGUUGAUACACAUGAUGCAUAUAAUUUGUUUGUGCACUGGCGGUAUACGAAUCGUACAGUUCCAUUUGCGUGCAAAUUAUAAUGUAAACUAGUAAUUUUUUAAACCUAAUACGAAAUCCACAACGAUCGGAUACCGUGCCACAGGAAUGUAAUUCGACGGGCUGGCUUGGAAUGGGCUAUGUGUUAUGUUAUGCAUAGUGUGAAGUGUGAAGGCCGGACGCACCAGCGUCUGCGCAGUUGUCAGACCGCACAGGCGCCGGGGCCUCGGAGGCGAAGGACGGGAAUGAGUAUUGUGGUCAUUGACGAGGGGCUCAAGGCACGUUGCAUUAAUUGUAUCUUUUCAACAAAUCAUUAUUUAAAAAAUAAUGUACAUAAACAUUGUUUUCCAAAACUUGAAUGGAAUCUUUGAUCAUUUAAUGAAUGUGUAUCCAAAGUAAAAAUCCAAAUAUUUCUUUAAUUUUAGAAAUUGCAUAGUGCCUUUUGCUCAAUUUAUGAAAUGUAAGUUAGUGUAUUAAGCGUAAUGUUAAAUUUAGGCCAUAUUUUCCACCUUCGUCGUUAUUCGCAAAUGAUCCAGUGUAGCAAAGUGUGUACGCGUUCGAUGGCUGCGCUGAAAUGUUGUGCGGUCUGCGCGCGACGUGUUGCACAACGUUGCCUCGCACCACGUUUCUGCGGGCUUCACUAUUAACCUUCUCUUACUUAUCUACCUACGCUCUUAUUUUUGUCAGUAUUUAAUUUUAUUGUGAUUUCCAUUUAGUAAGGCAGUUACAUUACCUCAUUUUAGUAAUUAUAUUAUUCGUAAAUUUUGACUGAUAAAAUAUUUUCCAAGUGAUGUGUUCCUCUUGUGAUUUGUGUGCGUGUUAUGUAAAAGUGUCGGGGUAGCGUUGUGCUUUAUGCUCAAUUUAGAUACGAUUUCACCAAACGAUUUAGAUAGUGUACAAUUUUUAUAUUUAAUUUAAUGAGAACCGAGUACCUAUUAAUAAUAAUUUUAAUAUUUACAUUAAUAAAAAGUUACAAAAUAUAAAUGAA